Messenger RNA from Zingiber officinale, 760 nucleotides. Its product is annotated as ribosomal RNA-processing protein 8-like. Gene Ontology annotation, cellular component: nucleolus. Gene Ontology annotation, molecular function: methyltransferase activity. Lineage: Eukaryota; Viridiplantae; Streptophyta; Magnoliopsida; Zingiberales; Zingiberaceae. The transcript has 5 exons. The record is from RefSeq and is a predicted model, not a curated record. Bases 1 to 756 code for a protein of 251 amino acids.
AUGGCCGCCGCACCUCUGCCGGAGCUUGCGGCAACCAACGGUCGUCGCCUCCUCCGCCGGCAGCCGCCAUUAGCAACCGGCGAUGGCGAUGAUCGCCGGAGGCGGCCGACGGUGGUCACCACCGAUGAUUGUCGGCGGCGGUGGUGGUCGCCGAUGGCGGCGCCGGCGGCCGGUGACGACCGGCAAGCGGGGUCGACAGCGGUGGGCAACGACAGUGGAUGGCGACCACGGUGGACUAGGGACAGAUUACACUCUACCAAACAUAGCCUAAAGGCGCAGCGUGGCAAGGCGGAGUCUUCCUCGCCGCCGCCCUAUCCUAAGAGGAGAAAGGUUGAACCUUCAUCCAACUCCAAGUCGCAACUUGGUUUCCUUGAAAAGAUGAGAAUGAGGUUAUCAGGAGGCCAUUUCAGAAUGUUAAAUGAGAAAUUAUACACUUGCAAUGGUACCGAGGCAUUCAACUUAUUCAAGGAUGAUCCACAACUAUUUAAUGUGUAUCAUGCAGGAUACCAAGAGCAAAUGUUGCAUUGGCCACAACAACCAGUUAACACGAUCAUUAAAUGGCUAAAGAGUCAUAGUUCUUCUUUGACAGUUGCUGAUUUUGGUUGUGGGAAUGCAACACUAGCAAGAAAUGUGAAGAAUAAGGUCUUCUCCAUUGACCUUGUUUCCAAUGACCCAUCAGUAAUUGCCUGUGAUAUGGCUCACGUAUGCACUACCUCUUUUCUUUGUAAUGAUUUCAUUAUUGAUUAUUUUCCUUAACAUG